Molecule: messenger RNA, 1869 nt
Organism: Trichomonas vaginalis G3
Lineage: Eukaryota; Parabasalia; Trichomonadida; Trichomonadidae
Product: keratin-associated protein family
Exons: 1
Coding region: 1-1869 (622 amino acids)
Source: RefSeq, a predicted model, not a curated record
AUGAUUGAAAACAGUCAUUUAACAUUUAAAGAAGAUACAUUGUAUAAUGCUUUAAACGCAGCAUUUGCUUAUAUAUUAGGUCAUGAACAAGUACAAAAUAGUGGUAUUGCAAUAUACUUAGAUAAAGUUAUGUUAAAGAAACCAUUGACAUUCACAGAAGAUGGACCAAAAGCAACUGGUAUUGUUGGUGAUGGAACAUUAUUGACGAAAGAAUACUUAACAAGUCAUGCUGGAGAAUUUUUCUCCACUAAUGAUAGUAUCAGUACAACACCAAAAGUUAUUUUAUUGAAGAAACCAAUCACAUUUGAUGCUGAAGGAAAGACAAAAGCAACUCGUAUAGCUGGCGAUGGAGUUCUUCUGACUAAGGAAUACUUGAAGAAAAAUAUCAAUGACUUCGUUGAAGUUGUCAAAGAUAAAGAAUCUGGUCUUAGAUUCAAUCCUUUAUCAUUCAUCUUUGACAUAGCAAACGCCGGAGCUACUGCAGCCUCAUGGAUAUCAUUACAAGGUCAAAUUAAUGCAUUAUGGACUUUUAUUGGUGCAAGAGAUGGUAUUCAAACAGUCACUGCAGCUUUAGAGUUAAUACCUGGUGGUAAAGGUGGUUUUGCUCUAGGUUUCAAAAAUCUUGUUACUACUGUAUUGAUAAACGCUAAAUCUGCUGUAGGUUUUACCAUACAUAACGCGAGAAUGUAUUGGCAAUUAGGUACUGCUUGGUUACGUGCAAUACCAAGAGAUGCAGAUGAUAAGAAAGAAGAUCAAGUUGACCUUAAUGUUCCAACUGUUAUUUUUAAACUUCGUGAAUUAUAUCCAUCAUUUGUAGAAUUCAUCAAGAGUGUAAAUGAUUCAAUCAGUAUUAAUAGUAUUACUUUAGAUAAAGAGUUUCAAGGGAUAGAUUACAUCUUUUGUUCGCUUGCUGAAUUAGCGAAGAAAGUUGAGGAGAACAAAAAUAAUGGAGGAAGAACUGCACUUAAGAUUGCAGACAAAGCUGACAAAAGUUAUGUUGACGAAGAGAUACGUAAAGUUGUAUCUAAAGAAUAUACUUUACCACAGUCUGUCAUACUUAAGACAAUCAAAGGUCCAGAGAAAGAUAUGUACCCAGGUGAUGGUACAACAGUUAAAGUUAAUGAAAGAGUUUCAUUCCCAUCUGGUAUUGAUACAAAAGAAGUAUAUAUUAAUGGUGAAAACAUCAAUACAACAUUGAUUCCUUUGAAAAAUAAUGAGUUCACUGAACCUUUGACAGUUAAAUCAAUUCGUUCAAGAGAAGACAAACCUGUUAUAAUCAAUAAAAUAGGAGCUGAUAAUGACCAACCAGUUCAAAUCAAGAAAAUAAGAGCAGACGACAUAAUAUUGAACUAUACCCUUGGUUCAAGUGCACCUUUAGAGAAUCCAAGCACUAGCGUAAAAGACACGCUUAACAGUUUAGAUAACAGUUGCAGGAACAUUGAAGGUCAUGUCAGAAACUUUGAAACACAUGAGCUACCAACAAUGUUAGAUAAGAAAGCUGACAAAACUUAUGUGGAUGCAGAACUAACAACGAAAUUUUGGAAACCAGAUAAAAUGACAUUUACAACAGAAAUUAUAAAUGGUGAACCAGCAACUCCAUUUGAAUUUGUUAGAGGUCUUCAACCAGAUACUUUUGAAUUUUUCUUGGAUAAUUCUAUUGAACUAACAUUACAUUAUAAAAGUGGAACAAAUGCAACAUUUCAUCCGGGAGAUACAUUCCAAAUGGUAUUUAAUGACAUAAGUUCUUUAGAAUAUGUUUAUAGAGCUAUGAGCAUAUAUGAUUUAAUAUAUCCUAUAGGAGCUGUUUAUACGUCUAUGAAUCCAAUAAAUCCAAACACUUUAUUUGGUGGUAGAUGGUAUGAAAGUUAG